AUGGAGCCCCCCGUCAAGCUGCCCCACAACACCGUUCCCGUGGGGCUGGCAGGAGACGGGACCAUGGAGCAGUGCGGGAAGCGGAUCCGGAAGCCCUCACUGCUCUACGAGGACUUUGAGAGGCCGUUCUUGCCCCUGUCCACUCCCCAGAACCCCCCUGGCCCACCUCAGCCCCCCGUCAAGGACCCGAGCUGUGGGGGCCGCCUCACCAACCAGCUGCAGUACCUCCACCACGUGCUCACCAGGUUCCUGUGGAAGCACCAGUUUGCUUGGCCGUUCCGCGAGCCAGUGGACGCCUACAGACUCAAACUCCCGGAUUACCACACCAUCAUCAAACAGCCCAUGGACAUGGGAACCAUCAAGAAACGCCUGGAGAACCACUUCUACCAUGAGGCUAGCGAGUGCAUCCAGGACUUUAGCACCAUGUUCACCAACUGCUACAUCUACAACAAGCCCACUGAUGACAUAGUGCUCAUGGCUCAGUCCCUGGAGAAGAUCUUCCUGCAGAACGUGGCGGACAUGCCUCAGGAGGAGGUGGAGCUGCCCACUCCUGUCCCUCGCAGUCGGAGCAGUGGUGGGAGGGGCCGGCGGGCUAACGCCAGCAGAGCUCAGCAGGUGCCUGCCGUCUCACAAUCAGCCUACUCCCCCUCUUCCUCCGACACAGGAGACUCCAUGUUGGCUAACUCUCCCACCACAGUGCUCCCCAAAAGCCUCCCCCCAGCCCCCAUCAUCAUGCCUCAUCCACAGCCCAGCACCAAGAAGAAGGGUGUGAAGCGUAAGGCCGACACCACCACCCCCUCCACCAUGGGUCUGUCCGUGAGCCUCCCGCCAGAGCCACACAUGGUGGGGCUGGGGAAGGGAGGGCACGUGGCCCGCGAGGGUCAGCACUCCUUCUCCCACCUGGAGUCUGCGUCAGGGAUCAGCCCAGUCCUCAUCCAGUCCAUGCUGGGGGGUCCGGGCCGCAGGGUGGGCAGCGGUCGCCCCAUUAAACCUCCGAAGAAGGACCUUCCAGACUCCAUCCAGCCACAGACGUCCAGGAGGGGCAAACUGAGCUCUCAGCUGCGCUACUGCAGCUCUCUGCUGAAGGAGCUGCUGUCCAAGAAGCAUGCGCUGUAUGCCUGGCCCUUCUACAGCCCUGUGGAUGCCACGGCGCUGCAGCUGCACGACUACCACGACAUCAUCAAGACCCCCAUGGACCUCAGCACCAUCAAGAGGAAGAUGGAGUGUCGGGAGUACAGGGAUGCGCAGCAGUUCUCCGCAGACAUCAGGCUCAUGUUCUCCAACUGUUACAAGUACAACCCUCCGGGACACGACGUGGUCAACAUGGCUCGCAAGCUACAGGAUGUGUUCGAGUUCGCCUUCGCAAAGAUCCCAGAUGAGCCGGCACACCAGGAGUCAACGGCUACGUCCCUAAGCGCCGCUGCCUCCUCCUCCUCCUCUUCCUCCUCUUCAUCCUCCUCCUCCUCCGAGAGUGAGCCCAGCACCGAGACCGAGGAGAGCGAGAGCAGCCCCAGUGAGGACAGUGAGGAGGAGCGGGCCCAGCGCCUGGCCCAGCUGCAGGACCAAGUCUGCACCCAGCUGCGAGCGGUGCACGAGCAGCUCGCCGCUUUGUCCCAGGGGCCCGCAGUUAAACCCAAACGGCGACGGGAGAAGAAGGAAAAACGCGACAGGAAGAAGAAGAAGAAAGGCAAGCGGAGCCGCGUGGGUCGCAGUCGAGCCGGCUCAGAGGAGUGGAAGAUGCCCAACAAGAAGAGCCGCUCGGCAAGAGGCCAACCGAGCCACCGCAGCCAGCCCAAGAAGAGCCGCAGCAAAAGCGUUCCAAAGAAGCCCGUGUUCUCCCCUGCACAGCCGUCUCCCGCCCCGCCACACUACGACUCAGAGGAGGAGGAGGAUCUGGUACCUAUGACCUACGACGAGAAGAGACAGCUCAGCCUGGACAUAAACAAGUUGCCGGGGGAGAAGCUGGGGCGUGUGGUGCACAUAAUCCAGUCCAGAGAACCGGCUCUGCGCGACACCAACCCCGAGGAGAUUGAGAUUGACUUCGAGACGCUCAAACCCUCAACCCUCAAGGAGCUGGAGCGAUACGUGCUUUCCUGUCUGAGGAAGAGGCCUCGCAAGCUCUCCCACGAAACCGGGAAAAGCUCGAGUCUGGGGAAGUCUAAAGAAGAACUGACUCUGGAAAAGAGAAGAGAGCUGGAGCGCCGCCUGCAGGACGUCAGCGGGCAGCUCAACAUCGUCAAGAAGCCCUCCAAGAGUAAAGUGGAGAAGAGCUCAGCAGGAGAGCCUCAGCCUCAGGCGGCUCGUCUCAGCGGCAGCAGCUCCAGCUCAGACUCUUCGUCUUCGUCUUCAGCCUCGUCUUCCUCUGACAGCAGCGACUCUGACUCCGGCUGA
Molecule: messenger RNA, 2391 nt
Organism: Knipowitschia caucasica
Lineage: Eukaryota; Metazoa; Chordata; Actinopteri; Gobiiformes; Gobiidae
Source: the annotation of a GenBank genome assembly